Messenger RNA from Fusarium oxysporum Fo47, 2045 nucleotides. RefSeq names its product Kelch repeat-containing protein. The record is from RefSeq and is a predicted model, not a curated record. Bases 233 to 1759 code for a protein of 508 amino acids. Lineage: Eukaryota; Fungi; Ascomycota; Sordariomycetes; Hypocreales; Nectriaceae. Gene Ontology annotation, molecular function: protein binding. The transcript has a single exon.
CAUUUACGUACUAUCACCAUCACCGGCUCGCCUGCCCCUCUCUUCUCUUUGCGCCCUUGGCAAAUCGCCAAUUGGCUUUGGCUUCAACUGCCUGUUUUUAAUUGCAUAUUGUUCGUUCCUUUUUGCCCCCUUCACUGCUCUCACUCAUUCCACCUUUCCCCCACCUCGACCGGUUCAAGUCACAAGCUCAACGCCUUGUCUAGGUAGGCAAUGAAGAAGAACCUACGCAGUCAUGGCGGAUCCGAGGAGGUCCCCCGAUAAGUCGCAUCUCAAGGCAAAGAGCAUUCAACAACAGCAACAAAAACAACAACGAUCGCCUGCUCCGGCCCCCAUAGCCACACGGCCGACCUUUGUCGACGACGAUUCCGACGAUGAUGACGAGUCUAGCGAUCAGAUGCCCUUACCCAGAAGCCAUACACCAGGUCAUCUUGCCAGCAAAAGCAUACAAGCAAAUCGUCGAAAGCCUUCCGAUCUUUCUAUCCGGCAGCGCUCUCAAUCCGCAUCACAGACCGCCCCGCAAGGAGCUUCUACCUCGAGAGCAGCCCACAAACCGCCGCAUUCAAUCUCAACCAGCGCUGGCGAUGCCUCAAGUGAGGGAGAUCGACAUAAUCGGCGACCAACCGCUUCACGGUCGACAUCUGCCAUAACGAGCCGAACGACUGCACAAGCGACCGCUCGGUAUGCAUCGCAUAGAUCUCGCAUAUCACAAGACGAGUACACUGCGUUCCCGUCGCUUCCAGAUCCCCGGACCGCUCCAAACGUCGACGUGGCUCCAGCAUCUGGCAUGUACUGGUCCAAGGCACCUGUGUCAGGCGCUCCUCACACCUCAUUACGAGCACACACAACAACAAUCAUUGGCUCGAACGUUUAUGUAUUCGGCGGCUGUGACUCAAGAACAUGCUUCAACGAUCUCUACGUGCUGGAUGCCGAUUCUUUCCACUGGUCUAUACCUUAUGUCGUUGGUGAUAUACCUGUUCCUCUGAGAGCCAUGACAUGUACUGCCGUAGGCAAGAAACUCAUCGUGUUUGGCGGAGGUGACGGCCCAGAGUAUUAUAACGAUGUCUAUGUUUUGGAUACGACAAACUUCCGGUGGACAAAGCCCCGUAUUAUAGGAGAUAAGAUGCCGUCGAAGCGGAGAGCGCAUACUGCUUGUCUAUACAAGAAUGGUAUAUACGUAUUCGGCGGCGGCGAUGGGGUCCGAGCUCUGAAUGAUAUCUGGCGUUUAGAUGUUGCUGAUGUCAACAAAAUGUCAUGGCGAUUAGUGUCAAGUUCAGAUAAGUCAAGCCCUGGGUCAAAAGACUAUCGUCCCAAGGCAAGGGGCUACCACACUGCCAACAUGGUGGGCAGCAAACUCAUCAUUUUUGGAGGCUCUGAUGGCGGCGAAUGUUUCGACGAUGUAUGGGUUUACGACGUUGACGCCCAGUUAUGGAGAGCAGUCCCUAUCCCCGUUGCUUUCCGCCGUUUAUCACAUACGGCCACAAUAGUCGGCUCCUAUCUUUUUGUCAUUGGAGGCCACGACGGAAGCGAAUACUCGAAUGAUGUCCUGCUUUUGAACCUGGUUACAAUGACAUGGGAUAGACGUAGGGUCUACGGUAAAGCACCUUCAGGCCGUGGCUAUCACGGGACAGUGCUGUAUGAUAGCCGCCUCAUUGUCAUUGGAGGUUUCGAUGGAAGCGAGGUGUAUGGCGAUGUUAUGCUGUUAGAGCUAGCUGUGCAUGCAUAUUAUUCGCAAAUCAGCCAUUUUACUAUCGAGGUUUAGAGAUAUGAGCUAAUGCAGCUCCUUUGGAUAUAUUAGUGUGCUUGAUAAUCAAUUUGUUGUUCUGGGAAGGUAACUGAACCCUUCAAAAGAGGGCUAGCAGGGAGUCGGUGGUGCAGAUCUUUGUUAACUUAGUCUAGAAGAAUGAGAUGCUGGGUCAUCUUCAUAUGUCCUUGUAUAUACGCUUGAGAUAAAGAUGCUUGCUCAAUUCUUGCUGUCAUGGCUACAUAUGAUACAUUGGGUGCAAUUCAAACCCCAACCAAGAACGUUCCGGGCCAGUUUUAAGAGG